Messenger RNA from Thunnus maccoyii (southern bluefin tuna), 3600 nucleotides. RefSeq names its product neuroligin 4 X-linked a (gene nlgn4xa). The transcript has 7 exons. Gene Ontology annotation, cellular component: postsynaptic specialization membrane; synapse; cell surface. Bases 541 to 3066 code for a protein of 841 amino acids. Gene Ontology annotation, molecular function: neurexin family protein binding; signaling receptor activity. The record is from RefSeq and is a predicted model, not a curated record. Gene Ontology annotation, biological process: synaptic vesicle endocytosis; neuron cell-cell adhesion; modulation of chemical synaptic transmission. Lineage: Eukaryota; Metazoa; Chordata; Actinopteri; Scombriformes; Scombridae.
UGCAAUGACUCAUUGAAACAUCUUCUGUGCUGAUAAAGCCGCAUCUCUAUUCUCCCCCACCACAUACACACACAUUCUCCCACAAACACACACAUACAUAGGACGUAUAGUUGGGCUGCCUUCAGUACAUCGGGACUGCGCUUCUUACUUUGGAUUUGCAGAGCAGCUGGCUGGACGUGGACUUUAUUGUAUUUUUCCUGUAUGUGGUGUGUAUUUCGCCUGAAGUCGGGACUUGCACAAAAGAGUGAGACGGUGGAGAUACUGGCUGAGAAUCCCAUCAAGCUGGAGCCCAGGUAACCAAAGAGCAUCCUAGGCUCUCUCCUGUUCUGGACGGGGGGAGUUGUACAGCAGCCGCAGAUGUCCAUGCAGGCUCUCGGGAUGGGGAGCUCUGAAAAAGCUGCUUUGAUUGGCUGGGGCUCCGUCUCUCAGCUCACAGCCUGAGGAGGAGCAGGAGGUAUCUCGGUGGAGGGGGCAGGAGGGGUGCCAAGGACCCGAGGGUGGACCAUAACCACAACCUACCAGGCUCAGCACAGCAGGAGCAUGUCCGCGCCCGGAGGGCUUUCAUGGAUGUGUCCCGCCACAGCCAAGGCUAGCCUUCUGCUCUGGAUGGGGCUCACGUCCAUCUGUGUGGCCACCGUUCAGGCCCAGCAGCCCCCUGUGGUUACCACAAAUUAUGGGAAAUUGCGGGGAGUGAAAGUUAUAUUACCCAAUGAGAUUCUGGGACCAGUGGAGCAGUAUUUGGGGAUCCCAUAUGCAUUGGCCCCAACGGGGGAACGGAGGUUCCAGCCGCCAGAGUCACCCAUGUCCUGGCCGGGCAUCAGGAAUGCUACUCAGUUUGCUCCAGUUUGUCCUCAGUUCUUAGAGGACCGCUUUUUACUCAAUGAUAUGCUGCCUGUGUGGUUCACCGCCAACUUGGAUACAGUGGUAACCUAUGUGCAGGAGCAGAGCGAGGACUGCCUUUACCUGAACAUCUACGUUCCCACAGAGAAUGGAGCCAACUCAAACAGACAAGGCGCAGAUUUCAACAGUAAUGAUGAUGGCGAUAUCCAUGCUGAGGACGGGUUAAAGCCAGUCAUGGUUUACAUCCAUGGAGGCUCCUACAUGGAGGGAACAGGCAACAUGAUUGACGGCAGCAUCCUGGCCAGCUACGGGAAUGUCAUUGUCAUCACAAUCAACUACCGGCUCGGAGUUCUGGGCUUUCUAAGCACAGGAGACCAGGCAGCCAAGGGCAACUACGGCCUGCUGGAUCAAAUUCAGGCUCUCAGGUGGAUCAAAGAGAACAUCCAGGCCUUCAAAGGAGACCCAAAGAGAGUGACCAUUUUUGGCUCUGGUGCUGGAGCAUCAUGCGUCAGCCUGCUCACCCUCUCGCAUUACUCAGAAGAUCUGUUCCAGAAAGCCAUCAUCCAGAGUGGCACAGCACUGUCCAGCUGGGCGGUCAACUACCAGCCUGCCAAGUACACGCGAGCCCUGGCUGAGAAGGUGGGCUGUAACAUGCUGGACACCAUUGACCUGGUGGAGUGCCUGCAGAACAAGAACUACAAGGAGCUGAUCGAGCAGUACAUCACCCCGGCAAAGUACCACAUUGCUUUCGGCCCUGUGAUUGAUGGCGACGUGAUCCCGGAUGACCCCCAGAUCCUCAUGGAGCAAGGGGAGUUCCUCAACUACGACAUCAUGCUGGGGGUCAAUCAGGGCGAGGGAUUCAAGUUCGUAGAUGGCAUCGUGGACAGCGAGGACGGGGUGUCCGCCAAUGAUUUUGACUUUGCUGUGUCGGACUUUGUCGAUCACCUGUAUGGCUACCCAGAGGGCAAGGACACUCUGCGCGAAACCAUCAAAUUCAUGUACACGGACUGGGCAGACAAGGAGAACCCAGAAACCCGGCGCAAGACCCUGGUGGCUCUGUUCACUGACCACCAGUGGGUGGCGCCAGCAGUGGCUACAGCUGACCUCCACGCCCAGUAUGGCUCCCCCACCUACUUCUAUGCUUUCUACCACCACUGUCAAAGCGACAUGAAGCCCAGCUGGGCCGAUUCAGCCCAUGGUGAUGAGGUACCAUAUGUGUUUGGAAUCCCUAUGAUCGGUCCCACAGAUCUCUUCAACUGCAACUUCUCCAAGAAUGAUGUGAUGCUGAGUGCUGUCGUCAUGACCUACUGGACUAACUUUGCUAAAACAGGGGACCCAAACCAACCGGUUCCACAGGAUACAAAGUUCAUCCACACAAAGCCAAACCGGUUUGAAGAGGUAGCCUGGACCAAGUACAACCCUAAGGACCAGCUCUACCUACACAUCGGCCUCAAACCUCGAGUUCGAGACCACUACCGCGCCACCAAGGUCGCCUUCUGGCUGGAACUGGUUCCACAUCUCCACAACAUAAAUGAGUUUUUUCAAUAUGUAUCAACCACCACCAAAAUACCUCCACAGGACACCACCCCGUACCCCUACACCAAGCGAUUCCCAGGCAAAAACAACUGGCCCUCCACUACCCGCCACCCAGGUGUCCCACCUGCUAACACCAAGCAGACCACCGACCAACGCAAGAGUGGCGACCUCACCGAUGAGUCAACUGUGGUGAUCGAGACCAAGCGGGACUACUCCACCGAGCUGAGUGUCACCAUUGCCGUGGGAGCCUCCCUCCUCUUCUUGAAUAUCUUGGCCUUUGCUGCGCUCUACUAUAAAAAAGACAAGCGGCGACACGAGUCCAACCGGCGUGUCCCCACCCCACAGCGCAACUCCGCCCCAACCAACACGCCGUCCACCACCAACGACGUGGCCCACCUGCAGAGCGAGGAGCUGAUGUCACUGCAGAUGAAGCAGCAGCAGCUGGAGCAUGAGCACCACCAUGAGUGUGAGUCGCUGCAGGCCCACGACACACUGCGCCUCACCUGCCCACCCGACUACACCCUCACCUUGCGUCGGUCGCCUGACGACAUACCCCUGAUGACGCCCAGCACCAUCACCAUGAUCCCCAACUCGCUGGCUGGCAUGCAGCCUCUGCACAACUUCAACACUUUUGGUGGCAGCCAGAACAGUACCAACUUGCCCCACGGCCACUCCACCACACGGGUAUAGCUCCGCUGGGACGGGACGGAGACGGAUUCCCUCUGGAUCAGCCAGGCCACUUUGCAAAGGCAAAUAUGAGUGACUGACUGUGUGAAGCACAGACUCCAAAGUCUCAGCAGAUGUUAUUUUGCUACCAUGCCUUCUUGAAAAGUAUAUACAGUAUAAGGUGAUUAUGAACUCGUGAAAAUAUAAAAGUGAAUGUUACUAUAGUAAUAACUCUAUCUGGAGCUAAGCUUCAUGGAAGGUUUUCGAGGAGUUUUACCAAAAGAAAAGGCAACCAGGGGAUGACUGUUAAUAUUCUUACAAUACAAAAUGAACUGUUUCAGUGUGACAAAGAAGCCUUUGCUGAGGCUUUUGUGCCAUAAAUACACAAUAGGAAGACAGUUGCAACAGUUGUUGAAAAGCAACAAUUGAGCGUCUGGAACAUCAUCUUUUCAUCAUCCAUGCAUCAGACACCUGACUUGGGCACAGAAUUCUACACCCCAGCCUGAAAUGUAUUUAUGAAAACUUUGUUAAAAAAAAAGGAAAAAAAGGUAUAUAGUU